AGCCGGUUCAACCAACUUCCGCUAGCCGUCAUGGCGGCCCGCUCUCUUGUUUAUAAUGACCAGUGUCUGUUGCGUGUUCGUAGAAUGUAGACUUGCUCGCGCGUAAUCGGUGCCGUUGCUUUGCCUCGUUUUCGCCUCGCUUAGCCGGCACUUCUCGCACCUCAGCAUGGCGACCAAGAAAAAGGCGCUUGAAAUGCGCCGCAGCACGGCGGCGCAGUUCUUCAUGGACGAAGAACAAGUUGAACAGAAGUCAACCAGCGAACGGGUUGUUGAACUCAUCAACCUUUCUGCAUUACAUCAAAGUAUUAAGGACCAUCAUAAAGUCAACAACCUUCGUCAGGUCCAGGAGCUCAUCGUCUACAAAGAGCCGGACCUACUCGACAACUUUCUCGAUGAAAUGCUUGCAUUCCAAAAUGAUCGAUCAUCGGAGAUCCGAAAGUUUGUUGUUGGAUUCAUAGAGGAGGCAUGCAAACAAGAUCCAGACAUCUUCCCCAAGGUCUUGGCCAAUCUGCGCAUGAUGUUUCGGGAUGAAGCAGUUGCAGUGCAGAAGAGGGUAAUUCAGGCCACCACACAACUGUACAAAGUAGCAUUGCGAUGGAUAUGCCAGGCCAAGAAAGUUGAUGACCUUAUGGAAACGUCUUGGGAAUACAUCAGAAGCCUCAAGAACGACAUAGUGUCUCUUCUGGAUUGUGAUAACGACGGUAUCCGGACUCAUACCAUCAAGUUUAUGGAAAUGCUAGUCAUACUGCAAACUUACCCGGAUGGUGACAGUCCAAAGAAAGCAGCAAACGAUUUUGCUCUUGACGAUGUUCCAUUGAUGCUGAAGUUCAUCAAGCCUCGAAAGCUUGAGGAAGAAGCAAAGCAAGUUUUUGAUGCACUUGUUGUGUUUCAUGGGACACCGCACAUCUCAAGCAUCAACUUAAUGACCUGUAUGCAAGCUCUUGUGCUCAUCGCAAAGCACAGGUCAGAGUUCAUGUCAAGAGUCAUCCAGGCGUUAGAAUCACUUCACGCAAACCUGCCACCGACAUUAGCGAAGUCCCAAGUGAGCAGUGUACGGAAGCAUCUCAAGCUUCAGUUACUAAUCCUCAUGAAGCACCCUGCUGCUGUUGACUAUCAUGGCCAAAUUAGCACACUGCUAACUGACCUUGGAGCAACACCCCAGGAGAUCUCAAAGAGCAUGCCCAAACCAGAAGAAAUCAAAAAGCGAGCACGGCUCAUCGAGGAGGGCACAGCAGCCACACCUGGAAGUGCCACAGCACCACCAAGUGUCAAGCGAAUAAAACUUGAGGCCGAAGAAGAGGAAGAAGAAAAGGAAGAGGAAGACACCUCAACAAUAUCGAAGGCAGCCACCAACACAGCCAUUGACAUCACUGCUGAAGAUUUGGUGCCGCGACUGACAACCGUGAACGUGACUGACAUCGUCCUUGUGAGCAUGCUUUCACUGCCAGAGACAAUGCCUGCACACUUCCAAGCAUCCUACACUCCCAUUGCUGUAGCGGGCACAGAAACCCAGAUCAAGCACUUGGCAAGACUUAUCUCGACUCAGAUGACUGCCGCGGGCUUGGGCAAGGGAGUUGAGGAGAUGAUCGCCAAAGCCAAGGAGCAGCAGCAGCAAGAUGAGGAGGCCAUGCAGACAGAUGAAGCAGCGCAGCCGAAGCAGACAAUUCAGACACUCCUAGGUGGAACCACAGCUGACGCCAAGAAAAAAGAGGCCAAGAAUGCGGUUCUUGUCCCCACAGGCUUUGAGGGAAAAAGCCGAAGACUCCGGCAACUCAACUUGGCAGACAUCACGCGACCUCUUUCUGAAGACGAAAUGACCCAGAUGCUCGUCUCCACAGUUCGGAGGAUUCUUGAUGCUGGCCGCGAAUCAAAGUCACUCAACACCAGUAUAUCACCGGUCCAGGUCAAGAUCCUUGCUGGAUUGGCAACCCAGUUUGGAGGAGAAAUCAGUGCAAGUACGUGUUUCCUUUAUGUGUAUGAAUGCACGUGUAAUCUUAUGCUAAGCAAGCAUGUGCACGUAUUCAAACUACUAAAAUGUUCUCCAGCAUUGUCCUUGGAUAUAAUAUGAUUAUCCAGCAAUUUC
Messenger RNA from Dermacentor silvarum, 2083 nucleotides. Its product is annotated as symplekin-like. Gene Ontology annotation, cellular component: mRNA cleavage and polyadenylation specificity factor complex. The record is from RefSeq and is a predicted model, not a curated record. The transcript is spliced from 18 exons. NCBI's taxonomy places the organism in Eukaryota, Metazoa, Arthropoda, Arachnida, Ixodida, Ixodidae. Bases 167 to 2068 code for a protein of 633 amino acids.